CUCCAGUGCACUCGACCAAUGCGAAUACUACGGCGAUACUAGCGGCGAAGGGCAAAUCCUCUCUCCUGGUCAAUGGUACAAAGGCUCCCGCAACGCAUCAGAUAACCACGACGAACGGUAACCCGCCUUCGUCCUCUGGCUCGUCCUCGUUUGCGGGCUCUCCGGUGAUCACCCGGUCCAGUUCACCGACGAGCACUAACGCUUCCAAGACGUCGUUCGUACGACCACCACUGGCGCUCACCAAACUACAGCACGAACAUUCAGAGGAAGGUGUUGAGCCGUACUCGCCUCACGAUCCCUAUUUCCCAUCGCCCCCUCAUCAUACGUAUACUCAUCACCCACAUCCAAACUAUACACCCUCUCCACAUGGGUACAUUCAUGAUCCUGGAAUCGAACCUGCCGAUCCACAGGUCAUACGGGUGUGGGAACAGAACCUACGCAAGAGACUGCAGCAGGCAUAUCCGCGAAUGUGCUAUUUCUUCCUAUGCGACAAGGACCUAUUCAUCUUGGUCACGGUGUUGACUGUGCAGAGAAUGGCAAAAGCAGACAUGCUGAGUGGGAGACCGGUUGGGAAGCGAAAAGACAGGCAGUUCGUAGACGAUAUCGCGCACUGUAUGUCGGACGCAGAGGUAAGGUAUGACAAGGACGAAGAAUGGAUGACAUGGUGGAGAGAAACACUCUUGACUGUCCAGGCGGGGCUUCAAAGGGGCUGGAUACAUGCGGACAGUCCGUUGGCCUUGCGCUUUUCUGCGAACGCGGACAUUCCUGAUGGUGGCGCAAGAGCGGGGUUUGUCAGCGACGGCGGCGAGGAUCGUGUUUCAGACGAGAUGAGGGGAAAUUGUGCACUCACCUUCCUUCUGGUCGUUGGUAGCAAAGAGACUGUGGAACAAACGACGUUCCAGCCGCAAGCCUUCGGAUAA
Acaulospora colombiana is the source of this 920-nucleotide messenger RNA. The record is from the annotation of a GenBank genome assembly. Lineage: Eukaryota; Fungi; Glomeromycota; Glomeromycetes; Diversisporales; Acaulosporaceae.